Molecule: messenger RNA, 1056 nt
Organism: Lasiosphaeria miniovina
Lineage: Eukaryota; Fungi; Ascomycota; Sordariomycetes; Sordariales; Lasiosphaeriaceae
Exons: 1
Coding region: 121-750 (209 amino acids)
Source: RefSeq, a predicted model, not a curated record
CGACCAUCUUGCCCAACCGUCGACAGCCUUCCUUGCCUUCCCCGUAUUAAUAAUUACCUGUAUUAUUGAUAGGGGUUAGACGGGGUGUCGGUUGUAUGUACUAUUCUAUACUGUGCAUGUAUGUACAUACCUAGGUACAUACAGUACUCGGUAUAUAAGAUCAAAUGCCCCCGCCACGACACUGCGCCUUAUCGCGGGCAUGUGGCAUGUAAUGCAUCCAUAUAUAAGGUAUGGAAUCUUAGGAGGUAUACGGGAUGCUGGCAGAGAGAGAGCAGCUUGAAGCCUGCCUUCCAUUCCUUGUGGCACCCGCCCCUGGCAGCACGGAACACCGCCUCGAUGAGCACCGACGGAAACAGGGCCCCCUUGCCCCCGGCCCUCCCUACCUUGGGUUGUGUAACAGUGACAGGGCACCAUGGCAACACCGUACUUCCGCCCGCUGAGAUCCAUGGUCCACUCCUGCUGGGACUUUUUUCUUCGCCGGGACCUUUUGCUCAAGUGACGGGGGGUACCUUUGCCGUCACAGCCCUAUCCGCGCAUUCUCGUGCUAUUCUCCCCCACAUCACAUGGCUCCAUAUGCCAAGGGAAAAGAAAGGUCGCCCGUCGUGCCACAACGUUUCCGCCCAUGGCCCGUUUGGAGAAUCCGCCAUCACAAAUCCGUCACCUUCUAUCAUCGCUAAUAUCACCCUUCCCUUCCUUCUUCCCAUGCCGACAAACGCUAGGGCUGGCUCCCCGAGCCACCCCUAUCCGUAGCCUCAUCCUUUCCAAGCCAAUGAGCAAGCGAGUAACGAGCAUGGGACAACCAAGAGCCACCACUCCGUAACUACCCAACACAGAAAAGUCACACCGCUUAGUUUUGCUCAGCAAGCGUCUUCUCGAUCUUGGUCUUCUCUUGCUUCUUGAGGUCCUCUAGCUCCUCCUUGGUGGCGUCAUAGCGGGCUGUCAUCUGGUUGAACGGGUUCUCGGGGCUCUUCUCAAACUCCUUCUUGAUCUUCAUCUGCUUCUGGUUCUGGCGCAGGCCGACCCCGCUGCCAUCCUUUUCCAUCUCGCUAAGCCGGC